Thermochaetoides thermophila DSM 1495 is the source of this 3045-nucleotide messenger RNA. RefSeq lists its product as uncharacterized. Gene Ontology annotation, molecular function: protein binding; peptidase activity. Lineage: Eukaryota; Fungi; Ascomycota; Sordariomycetes; Sordariales; Chaetomiaceae. Gene Ontology annotation, biological process: glutathione catabolic process; proteolysis. Bases 1 to 3045 code for a protein of 1014 amino acids. The record is from RefSeq and is a predicted model, not a curated record. The transcript has 2 exons.
AUGGAGCCGCUACAAAACCAAAACCCGUCGUCCUCGACAACCAGCAAAGCCAGCUCCUAUCAACCCCUGCGAUCCUCUCAAAGUAGCAGAGGCAUAAACUCUGACUCGACGUCGGCAGCGCCUAGCUUUGGCUCUGGUUCUGGGGUCCCAGCUCCUCGAGACGACAAGCAAGACAUGGCAUUGUGCGUGGAGAGCGUUCGGCAGUCGUUUGAUCCAUGGAGUGCCCAGUACUACUAUUAUUCCAAUGAGGCCAACGAAGGCCAAGCGCCCUGCAAAGGUUGCACCAAAAUCUUCAAGGCUAGGGCCGCGGCAGCGGCAGCGUCGUCAGCGACUGUGGUUGCGCAGCAGACACCCCACGCCCGUGGGAUUGGUGCCGCAGCAGACUCUUCCCCAACCAUGACGCAGAACCGGACAGGCAGCCUCGACGACGAAUGCCCCGAUGAAGCUCCUGAUAUGAUGCAAGAGCUCCGGCACGAUGGCUCUGUCUUAGCCCUCGCCGUCUCCGAUCGCUACAUUUUCGCCGGCACCAGCAAGGGUGAGAUCGUGAUCUGGUCGCUCGGCACCUACCAGCAUGUCAAGACUAUCCAGGCCCACAAGCGCAGUGUCUUGAACCUGCUCCUGUCCGACGACGGCAAGUACCUCUUCUCGAGCGCCUGCGAGCCCAUCCUGGGCGUCUGGUGCCCUAAAACCUUCAUCCGCCUGUACGAAAUCUACAGCACGUACGACGUCGGCGACGUCUUCAGCAUUGCCUGGUCGCCCCAGCACCAGACGCUGUACCUCGGUACACAGACCCAGGACAUUCAGUGGAUUAGCCUCAAUGACCCGACUCGCCAAGUGCCACGAGACUCGCCGAAACAUCCUGACAUUCGUCAGCAUCGCUUCUUUGACUCCCGUGCUGUCGGCGGCACCUCGACCCCUCGUCGCAUGGAAGAGCACUAUGCCCUCAUUCCUAAGGCUGAGACAGUUUUAGAGAUCGAUUCCAGUGCCAUUCAGCGGUAUGCUCACUACGGUUGGGUCUUUUGCAUGUUGAUUGCGAAGGGCCCUACCGUCCUGGCCGAUCCCGACGAGGAGAUCUUGAUCUCAGGCGGCGGAGAUGGUACAAUCAAGCUUUGGAGGCUCACCGAUGACGAACCUGAAUACGGUGAAGGAGAUGGCGUAGUGGGCAACAUCGAGGAGAUGAUGGUGCUUGGCCACGACGAUAGUGAGUCGGUCAUGUCACUUGCCAUCGACGGAUCGUUCCUCUAUGCCGGCAAGCUCAGAGGCAUCAUUGAGCUCUGGGAUCUCGAUACUAAGCAGAAGUUGCGUGUCAUUAAGGCCCAUGACGGCAACGUUAACACCUUGAAUAUGAGCUUUGGCCUACUUUGGAGCGGCGGUACUGGUGGCUCCAUCGCGAAACAUAGCACGGUCCACUAUGGCCGCGGUAAGAACGGCUUGCUUCAGAAUGUAAGCCAGAAGUACCAGUGCCUUAACCGCUGGAAGGCCCACGAAGGCAAGAUUUUGUCUUCGGCCGUCACAGUGCACGCGACUGAGCAGCUCUUUAUUACUGGCGCCAAUGACAACACUGUCCGUGUCUGGCAUGUUAAUGGCAUGCCCACCCAUAACGAAGAGGGCCGCGAAGUCCAGGAGGAUAUGAUGAUCACUUCGCUGCGCGAGUUUGUCUCGUACAAAACUAUCUCGUCGCGGCCUGAAUUCACUGAGGAUUGCCGCAAGGGCGCUACAUUCCUCGCAUCUUUGUUCAAGCGGCUCGGUGCCCAGGUUGAUGUACUCAGCACAGGCAGCCUGCAUAACCCAAUCGUCUUGGCCCGGUUCAGCGGCAAGCUGGAGCCAGCCAACGAGCGCAAGCGUAUCUUGUUCUAUGGUCACUACGACGUAGUCCCCGCCGAGAUAAAGGCUGACAAGUGGCUGUCAGAUCCGUUCAAAAUGGAGGGCCGGAAUGGUUAUCUCUAUGGCCGUGGCGUCAGCGACAACAAGGGCCCUAUCAUGGCUGCGUUGUAUGCUGUCUCUGACUUGCUCCAGGCCAAGCAACUUGACUCAGACAUUAUCUUUGUUAUUGAGGGUGAGGAGGAGUCUGGCUCCCGCGGCUUCCAGGAAACCAUCCGCAAGAAUAAGGACCUCAUCGGUCAUGUUGACUACGUUCUGCUAGCCAACAGCUACUGGCUUGAUGACGACGUCCCCUGCCUGACGUACGGUCUUCGCGGCGUCCUGCAUGCCACCAUUUGCAUCGACUCGAAGCGCCCCGACCUCCACUCUGGUGUCGAUGGCAGCAACAUGCUCUCCGAACCUCUCACCGACCUGACCCUUCUCUUGUCGAAGCUCAAGGACAACAAGAACCACGUCAAGAUCCCCGGCUUUUACGAUGGUAUCCUCCCCAUGACCGAUGAAGAAGAGCAGCGCUAUGACGAGAUUGCCUCCAUCCUCCUCCGCCGCAACCCCUCAUCCGGCCCACUCGACGUCCUCAAGCGCAGCCUCAUGGCCCGCUGGCGCGAACCCAACCUGACCAUCCACCGCUACAACGUCUCUGGCCCGGACGGCUCCCUCAUCAGCAGCCAUGCCACGGCCAACGUCAGUAUCCGUCUUGUCCCCGGCCAGGAGGUCGAGCAGGUCAUUGAGUCGAUGACCCAGUUCUUGUACGACGAGUUUGCCAAGUUUGACAGCGAGAAUACGCUUACUGUCAGGAUCGAUAACAAGGCUGAGCCGUGGCUCGGCGUGCCGGGGAAUUACAUCUUCCGAACACUGGAAGAGGCAAUUGUUCAGGCGUGGGGCCUCAAUGGCGAGGCUGCCGACGAGGAUGACAGCAGUCGCGUGGCGUUGCCUGCGAAUGCCACCAGUGAUGAAACCAAGCCUAAGACACGCAAGCCGUUGUAUAUCCGGGAAGGCGGAUCCAUUCCGCCGAUUCGAUUCCUCGAGAAGGAGUUCAACGCGCCUGCGGCUCAUCUUCCGUGCGGUCAAGCUAGUGACGCGGCGCAUCUGGAUAAUGAGCGGUUGCGGAUGCUGAACUUGGUGAAGAGUAGGGAGAUUUUUAGGACGGUGUUUAGAAAGUUGUGA